This is a messenger RNA of Vanessa tameamea, 714 nucleotides long. RefSeq names its product 5-demethoxyubiquinone hydroxylase, mitochondrial (gene Coq7). The record is from RefSeq and is a predicted model, not a curated record. Gene Ontology annotation, molecular function: 3-demethoxyubiquinol 3-hydroxylase activity. Bases 126 to 701 code for a protein of 191 amino acids. Gene Ontology annotation, biological process: determination of adult lifespan; regulation of reactive oxygen species metabolic process; regulation of gene expression. The transcript has 4 exons. Gene Ontology annotation, cellular component: nucleus; mitochondrial inner membrane. Lineage: Eukaryota; Metazoa; Arthropoda; Insecta; Lepidoptera; Nymphalidae.
GUACACUUCAUAGCAAGGGACGCCAUUUUGUACGAGUCUGCGCGGUAUGGUUUUCUUUUCACAUGGAAAGGGAAAUCGCCCCUCGGACUGCGGGGGGAAAGAGCUUUUAUUUUCAUUAACCCAAAAUGUUCCGACCGCAACUUUUACAUCAAGCGAGGAGAGCAUAUUCGACAACUUGGAAGAAAAAUCCUCAAUUGGAUUCAAUAAUUCGCGUCGACCAUGCUGGAGAACUCGGGGCAGAUCGUAUAUAUGCAGGGCAGAUGGCAGUCCUGGGGAACACGGCUGAGGGGCCUCUGAUCAAGCACAUGUGGGAGCAAGAGAUUAAACAUAGAGAGAAAUUUGAAGAACUCAUCUCGAAAUAUCGUGUGCGACCAACCGUUAUGACCCCUCUGUGGAAUAUUGCAGGAUUCGCACUCGGGGCUGGUACAGCACUCUUGGGAAAGGAAGCAGCGAUGGCGUGUACGGUAGCAGUCGAAACUGUCAUAGUGGAUCACUACAAUGAUCAGCUCCGGACCCUCAUGGAAGAUCCUAACGUGGACAAAGAAAUCCUGGAAACGAUCACUAAGUUCAGGGACGAAGAACAGGAACAUCACGACACGGGCAUCGACCACGGAGCCGAACAAGCACCCUUCUAUAAAGCCUUAACCGAAGUCAUCAAGACAGGUUGUAAAGUUGCUAUUUCUAUAUCGAAGAAGAUUUAGGCAGUGACGGUCA